Messenger RNA from Phycodurus eques (leafy seadragon), 3771 nucleotides. Its product is annotated as microtubule-associated protein 1B-like. NCBI's taxonomy places the organism in Eukaryota, Metazoa, Chordata, Actinopteri, Syngnathiformes, Syngnathidae. Gene Ontology annotation, cellular component: microtubule; microtubule associated complex; dendrite. Bases 412 to 3366 code for a protein of 984 amino acids. Gene Ontology annotation, molecular function: actin binding; microtubule binding. The record is from RefSeq and is a predicted model, not a curated record. The transcript is spliced from 6 exons. Gene Ontology annotation, biological process: microtubule cytoskeleton organization; axonogenesis; regulation of microtubule depolymerization.
GGCUGAGGGAGAGGAGGAUGAGGAAGAGUGAGCAAGAGGACGCACGCACGCACGCACGCUGCUCGUCCUCGUCGGACGCAAAACAUAGGUAUUCUCUCCCGGCAUGCCAACUCGAAGCACGUCGACCUGCGGGGAAUUUCUCUCCCAUCACGCAACGCAGCGACCCGAGCCCUGCCGCGAAUAACGCCAAUCCGCAAAUAAUGGACUCAGCGCAAGCACCACUUUAUACUUUUUCCAGAUGAAGACCGUUGCCCGUCUUCCUGACCUUCCUCCUCACAUCCUCCGUCCAAGCUCAGUCUGACGGUGUGCAGCAACAACAGCGCCCCCUGGAGGAAGGCCCUCCAGUCCAUCAGGGUCUUAGAGUCCCUUUGCGUGGACCCCCCCCCGUAGAAGAAGGAGGUGGCGAAUGCGAUGUCGGCCCCGGGGGAUUUCACUUCCCUCAGCCCAGCGUCUCCGUUCGCGCUCCUGCCUCCGCCCGCCACGGUGGGCUUCCUCAAGUUGUCUCGUCCGUGCUGCUACGCCUUCCCCGCGGGCCGCGGCGACUGCGCCUUCUUCGCCGUCAACGGCUUCACGGUGCUGCUGGACGGCGGCUCGGACCCGCGGGCUUGCUUCUGGAAGUUGGUACGCCACCUGGACCGCGUGGACGCCCUGCUGCUGACCCACGCCGCCGCAGACAACCUGGGCGGCAUCAACGGUUUCCUGGAGAGGAAGGUGGCCGAGACGGAGUUAGACACGCUGAGGGAGGACGGGUCCGAGAGGCUCAUCUCCCCGGAGCUCGGGGUGGUCUUCUUUAACCCCCCUGGCAGGCUUCAGGUGGAACGGCAGCCUUGUGUGGACAAUGGAGUGAGGGAUACAGACCAGGCUGCUCUAACUGUACGCUUGUUAAAGAAGUUAAACAUCCAACCCCAGCCAAUGUUUCGACCGUCGAUGGUCCCCCCCGAGCCAAUCACCUUGUUCCAAAAGAUGGGCGUGGGACAGCUGGACUUUUACAUCCUCAGCCCAGCCAAAAACAGCCAGGAGUACCAGACGUUCAUGCGAGAAUUGCCCGACGCCGCGUCCCCACAAGGGCCCUCCCUCGCCGCGCUGGCCUCGGCGUCCGCGCUCCUCGUGUGGCACCCGGCGUGCCCCCGGGAGAAGGUGGUCCGGGUUCUGUUCCCCGGCGUCACUCCGCAGGCCAAGCUGCUGCGGGGCCUGGAGAAGGUCAAGAGCCUGGCCUUCCUCCGGAAACCCACAGUGACCACCGGGGACCUGGAGAGGAUGAUGGGGGUAGGCGGGACCAAAAGAGCCGAGAGCCAGGACAGCGUUCGCGCUCAAGCGAAGGCGGUGGCCACCAAACCGGGGAAAGAGGCAAAGGACAAGGGUAAACUAUUAGUCAUAGACGAGAAUGGCUCCAAGAAAGCUAGCGUGAAGGAUGCUAAAAAGAACGGAAAGGCAAGUUGCAAGGAGGAAGAUGUCCUAUUGAGGAAGAAGGAGAGCCCCGUGUCCAGACCAAAGAACGACAACAGAAUUAAGCUAAAAAAAGACACCAAAAAGGACUCCAAAACGUGGCCCAAAAAGACAAAGAAGACACCCGGUAAGGACGGCAAGAACGUAGACUUGCAACUUAGCAAGGCCACAAGGCCGGACGAUGAGGUCACACUCAAGCCGGAGGAGAAAGAGCCCCCCUGUGCCUCCAAAACAUCUACCCCCGAGGAUAUGACUGCUGAGUUCCUCCAACUUCAGGAGGAGAUGGAAAAAGAAGAGGCAGAUGCAGCAGAUGAUGGACAAAAGACAGGUGCCGACCCAGAGAAGGGGGCCACGGAAAGGCCGGGAGAAGGUGCAGACUCUGCGGACCAGCUCGGAGUUACUAGGAAACCAGCAAAAGCGGUAGGCUUCCCGUCCCCGUCGAAGCAGACGCCCAAGGACGAGGCGAGCGUUGAGUCGGACUUGACCCCGACUGAGUACACCCUCCUGGACGGGGCUUUGAGAAGCAGUCCACCCUCGCGAUCCUCCCCGGAUAACCAGGCCACGUCGGAGGAGAGGACCUCCCCGGAUUCCAGGCCCAACAGCGCAGGCCACACUCCUUACUGUCUGUCUCCGGAGGACGUGCGGCGCAACGGAGACGCCCUCGGCAGGCUGCAGUCGCGGGAACCGGCAGAAGUCGCCCAACUCGAUGUUUCAUCCGGGCCGGCCCAAACCGACCCCAGAGAGAAACACCUGACUUUCCUCUCUCUGAGCACCUCGAAGGACAGGGCCUCUGACAUGUCCCCCUCCGUGGCCAACACCACCACCUCAACGCACUCCCUGCCGGCAGAGGUGAGCUCGCCUCAAUCCACCGAAGUGGAUGAGUCGCUGUCCAUGUCGUUGGAGCACGGGCCCGCCUCGGGGAGUCAGCGGGAGGCGGACGACGACGGCCGUCAUCCCAACGGAGGCCAUUCGGCCGGGUCGUCCAAGAAGCCCUUCAGGUCUGUGGCGUCGGAAACGGGGCGGCCUCCGGUGCCCGGCACCCUGCACUUUGAGACGCCGACUCACGACGUGGACCUAUGUCUGGUUUCCCCUUGCGAGUUCAAGCAUUUCAAGCCGCCAGACUUCGGCAACCACAAGGCCGCGACACCCAGCGACUCAAACGCCCCCGUCUUCACGGAGGAGUGCCCGUCCACCACGGCCGACGGAGUCCUGGACUCCGACGAGGACGGGUCCUGCGGCAUUCCGACACACCUCCACGGCAGUCAGGCUCUGCCCCGGGACCCGCUUCCCACCCGACUCAGGGAUAGCCCGCCGCUGCCUCCGCAUCCCGACACGACCAUGCCCGUACCGCAGUCGGACGCUGGCGCUCAUGGAAAGAAAGUAAAAACGAGCGGUGUGCGAGGGAAAAUAUCUGGGGUGACGGCUGCCUCCCCGAAGCUGAGCCCGGGGGAAAUCCGGACGGGAAGCGCCGUGGCGAAAGCUAAAAAGGGCGCGUCGUCGUCACGUCCGUCCAAUACUCACCCGGCAAAAUCGGCACCGAGCGAGUCCCGUCGUCCCUCCUCCUCCGAGGACGCCAGCGUCUUCGUGGACCUGGCCUACGUCCCCUCCGGAGCGUCGUCGUCCACCGUGGGCGUGGAUUUCUUCAAGAGCGUCCGCUCGUCCUGCUACGUUGUCAGCGGCGACUGCCCCGAGAGGGAGAAGCUCAUGCGGCAGACGCUGGACGCGCUGCUCCGCGCCAAGACGGGCUGGGAGCACGCCGCGCAGGUGACGCUGAUCCCCACCUUCGAGUCGCCGUCCAUGCAGGACUGGUACCAGCAGACGGCGGAGCGCCAGAGGGAGCUGGGCGUCCUGGUCCUGGGCUCCAACAGCACCGUGGCCAUGCAGGACGACACCUUCCCGGCCUGCAAGAUCCAGUUCUGAAUGGACGACGGCCGCCAUGGUCAUCUCUGGUGUUUUUUGUUUUGUUUUUUUUGUUUGUUUUUAUUUCGAAGUCGCUUUUUCACAGCAAAGAAAAUAAUGGCGUCGAAGAAAUGUGAUUUGAUGUUCAAGGGCAUCAUGUAUGUGCAUGUUUUUGCCAGUAACUUGACUCGUGACGUUGCUUAUACACUGCGUACAUUUGUGGCCUAAAUCUGGAGAUCAAUUCAUCGGUUCACGCUUCUUCGCAGGUUAGUGUACUUGAAAAUGCCACUCUGUUGUAAAAUUAAAACAAAUAUUAAAGAACAAAAGUAUUGUAAAACAGUCAAAUCUUCUGGUUGUAAUUGAUACCUUUGUUGUCAGCAUUAAUGGACCAAAAAUCAAAGUUAUUCGAUUAUAUUUAAUCUAAAA